This is a messenger RNA of Paramuricea clavata, 5243 nucleotides long. The record is from the annotation of a GenBank genome assembly. NCBI's taxonomy places the organism in Eukaryota, Metazoa, Cnidaria, Anthozoa, Malacalcyonacea, Plexauridae.
UGAAAAUUAAAAAACACCUUCCAAAAAGUAACAAAAUGGCGACGAGCGGUCAACUUCCACCCGGCUGGGAAGCCAGAUGGGACGAUCAGUACGGCAGAUAGUAAGUUGAAUAAAAGCUAAAUCGUUGUGUUAGAUGUCUAGGAAAUAGAGCUUCGGGUUUUGUAAAGCAUUGAAAUAUAAUAUAUCCCGUUGACCCUAAAUCUGUAGCACAACAUAUCACAUAUGUACUUGUCAUAUUUCAAAUAUUUUCAUGUUUGUAUAUAAAGUAUCGAAAUGUGGAAUAAAAUUUCCAGAAAUAUGAUGAUUCGUGUUGCAUGUUUUAAGAGUUUAAUCUUUGGUUUAUUUAGCCAUUGAAGUAUAUUAUGAUCCAAGCUUUUCACAAAAAUAUAAAUUAUACAUGUCAAACUGCAAAAUAUGGGCUUUAAUAGCCAUUUAAAUUUAUUACGGAAUAUUAUUUAUGAAAUAUUAUUUAUGAAAUUAUAUAUUGAUGUAGGCUGUCAACUUUUUGAUAUUAAUCUAAGAUGAACAUUUGUAUCAGUAUAUUUGCCAAUUUGGUUUCUUAAAGGUGAUCUACAGUCCAUAUGUAAACAAAGCCUUUGUUUACAUUUUUGUGUCCAAAAUAUUGAACUUUAUUCGACAACUAUUUAUAUUUUCAAGCUUCUAGAGUAUAAUAAAUGAUCAAGAAACAACAAUCAGGCUUUUCAAGAACUCAAAACAUAGUUAAACUGUUUGUAUCAUAAAAAGUGGGCUCAUUUGUGCACAUGCGCAGAUCGGACUGACUAGAUCACCUUUAAAUUGGAGGAGAUUGGCAAUAAAAAAUUAUUUUAGUUCAUUUUACUGUAAAGAACUCUCAAAACUGUAUAUUAAACUUCAUAACAGAUUGUUUAUAUCUUGCUCAGUUUUCAAAAUAUCUCGACUGGAAAAAGUGAGCUGUUCUCCAUCUUGGAUUAUUGAGGAUAUGCAUAACGCAUAUGUUACGUAUCGAUCUAUUCUCAUCUGCAAGGAGCGUUGUAGGUUUUCCAUGGGGUGGUGCAUGAGGGAGCCUUACUGCCCACUCUCCUCUGCUGUCUGCAACGCUACUAUCCCAACAUUACCAUUAUUUGAGAUGGCCGAAUCUGCAUGUUCACUGUUCUGUUAACGUUUUACAUUAUCUUUUGUUUAUAAAGUUUAUAUCGAUUGGCUUUUUAGCACGUUUGCAUGACUGAACAGUUGCUGUAGCACACUGGACAGUAAAUUUGCUUGUUAAUUAAAGUACAGUAUAUGUGAAAAUAUGGCUCAAAGGUUCCAACCCUCCCGAUUUGAUCGGGAGGCUCCCGAUUUCUUGGCAAAUCUCCCGAUCUCCCGAUUUAUAUUUAAACCUCCCGAUUUUACGAAUGAAAAGAAAAAAUUUACUUUUUCUAAAAGAAUCCUUGUAAAAGCUGUUCGCGUACGGUAAAAACGGUUGUCGGAUCGACAAAAAAGCGGUAUGUCGCCAAAAGGGGUGUUUUGUACGACAAAGUUUCGUAAUAUUUCGCAUGAAAGGCGGAAAUUUACAGUUGUUGUAUUCGCGAGUCUUGGAAUCAAGAAAUGGCGCUUCUUAAGAAAGUUUAAAUUUUCUAAAUUUUAUACCCAGUCACACUAGAGGUCAACGUUUUCUUGCCUUUACCAGACCUCCCGAUUUUUGGAGAUGUCAAGUUGGAACGUCUGAUGGCUGUAUAACAACCUUGGCAUGUUUAUAUAUUUAACCAUGAUAUUCUUAGGCUGGUGCUGGAUUUCUCUAGGGGGAUGCUAGACACCACUAGAUAGGCUGUACAUGUCCCCUGAACCCCUGCAGGUUUAGUUACUAAAUCAUACUUAUUUUUCUACUUUAGUUACUUCAUAAACCAUUUCACACAAAACACAACUUGGACAGAUCCAAGGCUUGCUCAUGUCGGUGCACAACAUUAUCGGCCUGUUGAACAGAUUCCAAUGCAAGAAUUCUCGGUAAGACUUGUCUGACAGUGUGUUAAUAUAUAACAAUAACAAUAUUUAUUUCAUCAAAUUAAUUAUUGAAUUGUAGCGAAAAAUUAUUUACCUUAUAAUUCACUCAUAGAUUCGAUUCAUUAACCCUUUAAGUGGCAUUGUGCCCAUUUAUUUUUACUGGGUGUAAUACAAAUAUAUAUAAAAAAUUGUGAACUUUGCACAGCUAUAUUUUCUUCAUUUUACAACAUUUAGCAACCAAUCUUAGUUUGCAGUUUUACUCAUUCUAAGACACUCUUUCUAGCUGCAUGUGCUGUUGGAUUCGUUCUUCUUGCCUUAUACUCAUUUUCUUUGAAAAUCUUUGUUUAGUCUCGACAGUCAUCUGCACAGUCACACUCGAGAGGACAAACGUCAUCGGCAGCGCGAACAAAGGUGAAGUCAUCCUUCCUAUCAGCUUCCAAAGGUCAAGCGCUGUUCAAUUCUUAUUCAUUUUAAUCUUUAUUUUUUAUAGGAAACUGGUUUCCAAUAUUCAGUAAGUAACAUUUGGGUUCUCAAUAGUCAAUAAACAAAUAGUUUCUUCUCCUUUUACAAUUGGCGAUUUCCUAAUGGUAAUCGACUCCCAGCUUCGUCUGCGCGCAUUUUUGAAAACGUCGUAAAUUUCAGUACAGAUUCAUUCUCGUACCCAGAGCCCUUCUUAUGCGGGGUGCGACGAGGGGCUCUGGCCAAAUCCAUAUUAUGUAUGAGAAUGGUACAGAUUGUGAUAUAUAUACAUGGAAAUAGACCUUUCCCCUUAUGAGUGAAAUUUUAAUCUGGACAAGCCUGGACAAAAAUUUCACCACAGCUUGAAAGAGUAUCGCAAAAUUAGUAAUAUUCCGAAGUUUCGUUGCGAAAUGUUGUAAAAUGCGGAUAACAUAGCCUUGCGAAGUUUGCCGUUUUCCAGUCAUUUUGAUUUUUGUAUUACAAAUGGAAAUUGAUAAUCAGUUUGAUCAUCUGAUUAUCAAUUUCCGGCGAACUUCGCAAGGGUAUAUUAUCCACAUUUUACAACAUUUCGCAACGAAACUUUGGAAUAUUACUAAUUUUGAGAUGCUCUUUCAAGCUGUGAUGAAAUUUUUGUCCAGACUUGUCUAGAUCAAAAUUUCACUCAUAAGGGGAAAGGUCUAUUAACCCAAGGCCAUGCAGGAACAAAUAUGCUUGCAGAGGAUGCUACCAUUGAUUGUACCUUACUUUAUUAUUUUACUCUGUCUAACGCAGUACGAUUUUACUCGUCAAGGGGAGAGAGUCUCGCUCAUUAUUAAUGGCAUAGAUGGUUUAAAAACAAUUUGGCAGAUAUUGACUAUUGUGUAUAUGUAUUAUGAUAAUAAUGGGCGAUAUUACUAGUCUACUAGAUAAUUUUAAUUAGCGUAUGGAUCAUUAUGCUCAGUCAUAUACAAACAACCCAAAACGCGAUUUUCGUCGCAAAUUAUGUUGACGAGUUAUAUCAAAAGAUGAAUUGUUCAAUGUCGAAAAACAGAGAAUAUUGCAGUAAUACGCUUGACGUCUUAUUAUAAUGUGUUUCCUGUCGUAAAUUUAUAAAAUACCAAAUACAAAAGUACAAAUACCACAAAGAGAUCAAUUUAGAUAUAUGUAUUCCUGUAAUGUAGCUAUGAAUAUAUUGAAAAAAAAACCCCAAAACUACAGUUUUUUUGCUAAAAACUACAGUUUGACAGUUGUUAUAUUCUAACAAUUUAUAUGCCUAGACAUUGUGUUAAAUACGUACGUACUCGCGGCGUCUUAUACCAGCUAGGAAAUUGAGGAUUAUAGUGUACAUUUCUAGAUUGAUCCUUCGAAUGAUGAAGACGAUGAGGACGAUGAAUGGAGAGAUGCUUUGUUACGCAGUUCGAUGGAGAAUAAUCAGCAAAAACGUCUACUGUUUCAUGAUAAAAUCAACAGUAAGCUUUUCUUAUUGACCGGAGGCCAGUUGUACGACAAGCUGCAGGAUAGCGCUCUCCACGCACAAUUCCUAUAAUCCCAUUAUAGACUAAUUUUUUAUCUUGGCAAAAAAGUAUAUUCCGGGAAAGAGCAUACUAAAAUGAGUAAAAUUGCAAAGUUUGGUUGCGAAAUGUUGUAAGAUGCGGAAAAUAUAGCCUUGCAAAGUUCGCAAAUUUUGUAUACUUUUAUAUUGCGUGCGGAAAUUCGGCUACUAUUGUCGGCCCAAAUGUGGUAGCAAUCUCCGCGCGCAAUACAAAAGUAUACCAGAUUUGCGAACUUGGCAUGACUAUAUUUUCCGCAUUUUACAACAUUUCGCAACCAAACUUUGCAAUUUUAGUAUGCUCUUUCUAGCUGUGGUGAUUUAUUUGCAUCUCCUUGCCUAGUUUUAAAAUUAGUCUAUUAUGGGAAUUGUCUAUUGGUCAAACCCAAAAUUAAAAUUGGAAAAGCCCCUAUCAAAGUCGUGUUCUGCUUAAUGUAUUUUCAAUUCGUAGCUUCAUAAUUUUUCAAGCAAUUUUACAAAUGUUUUUUUCAGUGAAAGAGAAAUUCAAAAGAGAAUUUAAGGAACUGGAUGCCCACGUCGUUGAAAACACGGUGGAAAAAGUAAUUAACGUUGUUUUUUAUGAUAUAAUUAGCAUCUUAGAAAUUUAUUAUUUGGUGAGUUCCAGACGCCGCGAAACUGGGGGGGGGGGGCAGUGAUUGUAUGUGCUUCCCCCCUCCCACUUUUUUAAAUGUGAAAAAGUGCCUUUUUUCUGGGCUAAAGUGCCCCAUUUUAAGAACGAAAAAAGUAUUUCUUGAAUCAACGCCCUCUUUUGCUGGAAAGAAAGUGCCCUUUUCACAGUAGUAAAGACUGUCGGUAAAGGCCAUUUCCGGCGUUAUAGAGACUCCAUAUUUUCAAAAAAUUUUGUUCUGCUCGCAAAGGACAUAAAAUCGUUUGAAUUUGGUCAUGUACAAAAGUACCCCUUUUGGCCAAUGCCCUUCCACUUCCGAAAUGCUCCGCGGCUUCUGGUGAGUUCCCAUAAAGUAAGGCUGUUUUCAGCAUACCUUUUUGCCAGGGUUUGCAUACGCCAUACAUUGGCAUCACAUUUGUAUAUAUGGUCAGAGCUCGACAACUGGGCUCUGUAGCUCAGUUGGUUAAGAGCUCGAAAAAACCCAUCUGCUAAUAGUUCUAUCGAUCGAGCUGUCCAAAGUCUUGUUAAAAACUCUGCCCAGCCGGCCUAGUCUUCACUUCUAUCUUCUGAUCUUCACAUUUAAUCUUCACAACUAUUUUCUUUUUGCUCAUAUUUGACAGCAUGAUUAUGAUGAAGAUAUAAUAAGAGCAACACUGGAAUCGUUGAAAG